Eimeria maxima is the source of this 2223-nucleotide messenger RNA. RefSeq lists its product as hypothetical. The coding region runs from base 1 to 2223 and encodes 740 amino acids. The transcript has 10 exons. The record is from RefSeq and is a predicted model, not a curated record. NCBI's taxonomy places the organism in Eukaryota, Apicomplexa, Conoidasida, Eucoccidiorida, Eimeriidae.
AUGCAAGAUAAUUGUACAGCUAAAUUAUUUGUUAAUUAUCCUCUACAACUUACUAUACAAGAUUAUGAAUUCCCUAGGGAAAUAUUGAACGAAACCCUAGCAGUAUGGCAAGAUCGUGUUGCAGCAGAAAUUCUUUUUUCUCUUCAUUUAGAUAAAAGGGUUUAUUAUGAUCUUACUGGCAAAUUAAUUAAUGUGAAGGUAUAUUUACUAAACCCUUUGCAUAGAGACACCGCAAGAAUCACCAGCACCAGCACCAGCAACAGCAGCAGCAACAGCAGCAGCAGCAGCAACAGCAGCAGCAGCAGCAGCAGCAGCAGCAGCAGCAGCAGCAGCAGCAGCAGCAGCAGCAUAACUGCAUUUUCUUUAGAUAAGAAGAGACUAUUAGGAGACAUGAAAGUAAAAGAUGCAGCAAAACAUGCUGAUUUAGCAUGGAGACCGAUUUCUUAUCCAAAAUGUAAAACUGCUCCUGUUGUUAUUUCUGGUGUACCUGUAGAUACACCUGGGGUAUCUCUUCGUUCUUUCUUGUUAACUAGGGCAGGACUGUCUCCUUCUGCAGGUGUCUCCUUUUCUAUUUGUGUCUCCUCGUCAGAGGGGGCUUGUGUUGCAUUAGAUUGGGAGGAGGAAGCAGGAGGGUUUGAGGAGACAGCAGCAGGCAGCAGCAGCAGCAGCAGCAGAAGCAGCACGGAGGAUGAGGAAGAGCAGCAGCAGCAGCAGCUGCUGCUGCAGCAGAUAGGGGGGAGAGCAGCAGCAAGGAGACAACCCCUUGGAUUAACACGCCGUUUGCUUCUUGCUGCAGCAGAGGGAUCAAAGAUAUUCGUAUUUAAGAAAGAGGGUGUCCCCUUACCUGCUGUCUCUUUGUCUCCAUUAACAUAUAAACAUUUAUUUUAUAUACCUAUAGAGGCACAAGUGUCUCCUCCUCCUCCUCCGCCUCCUCCUCCUCCUCCUCCUUCAUCAACUAUCUCCUUUUCUCUCCUUGUUGGGCCCCACAAACAGCAACAGCAGCAGCAGCAGCAGCAGCAGCAGCAAGGAGACAGCAGCAGCAACGGUCUGCUGCAGAUACAAGAUGUGUCUCCUUUUAUGCUGCAAGAAGAAUUUGUGCAGCAAUUAGCAUGGCAACGCAUGCAUGCAACUUUCUCUAAUCCUUCUCGUCAAUUCCGUCUAUGUUAUCUACCUGCUGCUGCUGCUGCUGCUGCUGCAGCAGCAGGAGCAGGAGCAGCAGCAGGAGUAGGAGGAGCAGCAGGAGCAGCAGGAGCAGGAUCUCCUGCUGCUCCUGGUGCUAGUGGUGGUGCUGUUAGUGGGGUUGGUGCUGAUGGGGCUUUGCCUACUGCUGCUGUUCCUGCUGCAGCAGCAGCAGCAGCUGCUGCUGCUGCAGCUGCUCCUGCUGCUCCUGCUGCUGCUGGGGCUGUGCCUUAUGUUGCUGUUCCAACAGCUGCGACGCAUGCAGCAACAGCAAGCGGUGCAGCAUUAGCAGCACGUACAGGUCUUACUGCAGCAGGAGGUGCAGCAGCAGCAGCAGCAGCUGCUGCUGUUGCAGGAGAAGCACAUGAGGAAGACAUAGGAGGUGCAGCAGCAACAGCAGCAACAGCAGCAACCGGUCCAACAGGCGUACCAUCAACAGGAGCAGCAACAACAACAGAAGCAACAACACCAACAGCAGCAGCAGCAGCAGCAGCAGCAGCAGCAGCAAGGGACUGCAUAAGUCUGCCCCCUGGUAGUUCUGUAUACGAUGUAGUAAGAGCAGCAGAAGAAGCAGGGGGACAAGUGUCUCUUAUGCCUAUAGACAAUGAGGAGACACAAGGAGACACAAGGAGACAGCAGCAGCAGCAGCAGCAGCAAGAGCAGCAGCAGGAGCAGCAGCUGCAACAGAGAGCACAACAAGGAUAUUUUAUUUGUUAUCCUCCCCGGGUGUCUCUACAAGAUAAUUACGUUAGCGUAACAAUAGGCCUCCCCUCUGGUGGUACAUUUUCUGUGCAGCAGCAGCAGCAGCAGCAGCAGCAGCAGCAGCAGCAACAGCAGCAGCAACAGCAGCAGCAGCAGCAGAUGAUGAUGAUUGCUACAGGGAAGUAUAAGGAGACACUUAUGAUGCAUGCAUGCGAACAAGGAGACACUGCUACUAUGCUACAGUUCAGGUUUAGGCCCCUAGAUAGUCCCUCUUUCUUGUUGCGCAUGCAACCAUUAAGAGACAAAGUUAUUGACUUCCUUACUGGAGAUAUUAGUGAUUAA